UUUAAAAAAGUGCAAUAAAUUGUUUAAACAAUUUUAUUAUCAUAUUUAUUUGGAUUAUUAACAAUAUAAAAUUUAUCUCAACAAAUUUUAAAAGCUCUUAACACAAUAAAAGAAAAUUUUUUAAGAAAAAUAAAUAAAUUAUGUGGCUAAAUAUAAACUAGAAAGAAAACUAAGUAUUUUUCUAAAGAAACUUAAAACACCCCCCUACAAAAAUGCUACAACAUCCCGCCACUGAUUUUUACGAUUUGGCUGCUGCCAAUGCUGCUGUUUUAACAUCACGCCAAACGCCCCCUUAUAGUCCUACCGGACUAACGGUUACGGGUUUAACGAACAAUAAUAACAAUAGCACAAGCAAUAAUAACAACAAUUUGGAUAUGUUGUCUCACAAUGGCAAUGCCAAUAGUGUACCGGGUUCUACCCGUUUGGUUGGUAAUCAGAAUACAAGUACAAAUGGCGGUGGUGGUGGUGGUGGCGCUAGUAAUGGCGCCAAUGGUCGCGAAUCAUUGCCCAGUUUUGGUUUUACCCAGGAACAGGUGGCGUGUGUAUGUGAGGUUUUACAACAAGCUGGUAAUAUUGAAAGACUGGGCCGUUUCCUAUGGUCAUUGCCACAAUGUGAUAAAUUGCAAUUAAACGAAUCAGUGCUAAAAGCCAAGGCCGUUGUUGCAUUCCAUCGCGGUCAAUACAAAGAAUUGUAUAGAUUGUUAGAACAUCAUCAAUUCUCACCUCACAAUCAUGCUAAAUUGCAAGCGCUGUGGUUAAAAGCUCAUUAUGUGGAAGCCGAAAAACUGCGUGGAAGACCAUUAGGUGCUGUGGGUAAAUAUCGUGUUCGUCGUAAAUUUCCACUGCCGCGCACAAUUUGGGAUGGUGAAGAAACAAGUUAUUGUUUUAAGGAAAAAUCUCGUUCAGUUUUAAGAGACUGGUAUGCGCACAAUCCUUAUCCCUCACCGCGUGAAAAACGUGAACUAGCAGAGGCUACGGGACUGACAACAACACAGGUUUCUAAUUGGUUCAAAAAUCGAAGACAAAGAGAUCGAGCAGCGGAACAUAAAGAGUAAGUAAAUUGUUAAAACAAACUAUAAAUUUAGAUGAAAUUUUAAAAAUAUUGCUUAGUUAAGGUAAAGGUUAUACACGCUAACUAAUGUAAAGGUAAUUAAUCUUUUG
Lucilia sericata (common green bottle fly) is the source of this 1161-nucleotide messenger RNA. RefSeq names its product protein sine oculis. Lineage: Eukaryota; Metazoa; Arthropoda; Insecta; Diptera; Calliphoridae. Gene Ontology annotation, biological process: regulation of transcription by RNA polymerase II. Gene Ontology annotation, cellular component: nucleus; transcription regulator complex. Gene Ontology annotation, molecular function: RNA polymerase II cis-regulatory region sequence-specific DNA binding; DNA-binding transcription factor activity, RNA polymerase II-specific. The transcript has 6 exons. Bases 213 to 1055 code for a protein of 280 amino acids. The record is from RefSeq and is a predicted model, not a curated record.